Spirodela intermedia is the source of this 3680-nucleotide messenger RNA. The record is from the annotation of a GenBank genome assembly. NCBI's taxonomy places the organism in Eukaryota, Viridiplantae, Streptophyta, Magnoliopsida, Alismatales, Araceae.
AUGACGACUAUCCGCCGGUUCUGCUGCAACGACCUCCUCCGCUUCGCUUCUGUCAAUCUCGACCAUCUGACCGAAACUGUGAGUGGAUAGCAGCUCCCUCAAGCUGUCCUUCCUUUUUCUUUUCCUUAACGUUACUCUAUCUCUCUUUCUCUCCCGCUCUGACCGGAAAUUGCUUGUGACAGUUCAAUAUGUCCUUCUACAUGACGUAUCUUGCUCGGUGGCCGGAUUAUUUUCACGUCGCCGAGGCUCCUGGCAACAGGAUAAUGGGUUACAGUACGCGUCCAUCCCUGCGUCCUAGGUUUUGCUGUGUCAUGGACAUUUUCAUCCUUUUAAUGUGUGCAAUGAAAAUCUGUUCUUCCGUUGAUCAAUGGCAUUCGGUAGGAGUUUGUCCGUAGAUUCGUUCGAGCCUGUAUAUGCUCCUUUUUUCCUCGCCCCUUUUUGGUGAAAUUGUUCUGCAGUGGUUCCGUAAAUUAUCCACUAGUACUUCUUUGAAUUAUCCACCUCGUCCCCUGUGGAAAUAUUUUCUGUCCGCUACGGUUUCCUUGGAAUUUUUUAUUUAUUUAUGGUUUUCUCGUUGUUUGAAAAUUAAUUAUCUUGCUUCAUUUUACAUUGGUGUGUGAACUCUAAAAAUAGAAUGUCUUUGGGACUGUUGAAGUAAAAAAUGGAGGUAAAACGACUGUGCUGCUUUUAAUGAGAAAUAUUUUCUGAUUCGUAUCUAUCAAUAAAACCGAAAUAUCAUUAAAACCUACCGUAAGCAAGCGAAUAAAUGCCAGUCUGUUGUGUAUUUUUGAAAUAUCAGUUGGGAGUAUUUUUUCUCCCAGAGCAGAGACCGACCCCCUGCAUAUAUAGAGUGUUUACUUGUAGGUGGUGUUAUGUAUAAUUCGAAAGAGUAGAUGCUACUGUUUUCGUUUGCAGCAUAAUUGCUUGACAUCACAAUCUUCAGCGUAGUUUGGAUUGUGCAGAGAACUGAUUAUCCUGUCACUUCUCUUUUACAUAGUUGCAAUGUUACCCUGUUGUCGCCAACAGAGAUGUUCAUAUCCGUGUUCAUACCUAUGACACUGAUUGAAUAUCUUAAGUAUAAUUUCUGAUGUUAUGAAUUGUACAUGCUUCUUAAUGUUUCUUCCUCUCUUUCAAGCAUGAAGAAACCAUUUUUUUUGUCUCUUUAGACUCUGUUUCUCCUUACUGAUCUACUUGAUCAUUUCAAGAGAACUGUUUAGGGUCCAAUCUGAUGGAGAAGUGCAUAUUUAUUUGUUUUCAAUUUAGAAACUUUAGUUGCUCCUUAUGAGGAGAAAGAGAAAGUUCGAAAAUGAAUGAAGUAUGGUAAAAGUUCUGCAUGAUAGAUAUCAGUUCGAUGGGAAGUGGAAGGUGACGAAUCCAUUUCAAAUGGUAUUUAUCAUCAUUUCCUCACAUUUGGGUUGGCUUAUUGGGUCAUAGUCCUACGAAUUGCUAUUUAUUUUAUGCAGUAACCUAAAGUCGAACGAAUGAUUAGUGUUGUUGUUGUUAACUCCAGCAUUGGGGACAUUGAAUUCUUUAGGUCUACAUUGAAUUUGGGACAUUAUUGUUAACUACUUUUUAAUUGAAAAUACUCCUUGGGUCUCUUCUGAUCUAGUAUGUUCAUUGAACAUAUGAAUAAAGAAAAUGUCCCGGUGUAAUGCAAUUUUAUGUGCUGCUUGUAAGUCACUGUAAAAUAUUCAGUUCAUCAUAUCAUAUGUUGCGAGGAUCUUUGUCUAAGUGUAUAAUUUGAAUUCCAGUUUGCUUACGAUUGUGUUUAUUGCUUCUUUCAUGCUUUGCCUGUUCCUCUUCAACCACCAGCAAAUAUUAUUCGGCAGGUUUCUCACUGUGAUUUGAGUUUUAUGCAGUCAUGGGAAAGGUUGAAGGGCAGGGUGAAUCGUGGCAUGGACAUGUUACUGCAGUUACUGUUUCUUCAGAAUACCGAAGGCAGAAAUUAGCCAAGAAGCUCAUGCAUUUGCUGGAGGACAUAAGUGACAAGUAACUAUACAGCUGAAUUACCUUUUUUGGUUUUGUCACUGUUGUGUAUCUUUCCUUCGUGUGCUUACACGAGAUGGGUUCAUAGCAUUGUAGGCUGUCUCACAGAAUGUGACACUGACCAGCAUUUCAAAGGGCCAUUCAAUUGGAGUUGCUUAACUAAAAUUUCUGGGUACCAAUAUUCACUAAACUGUUUGGAAAUACAGAUGUAUGAUUGGUUUAGGUUAUUCUGGAUCCUUGUCAUAGGCUCUUGUCAUACAUGAUUUUUCUCUUGAGAUGCUCCGUGAUUUUUUCUCUUUCAACUUAGGUGCAGUUCUAUGAUUUGACAGGAUUUUCUCUGUGGGGGAGAGUGGGGAACUGGAUGAAGAAGUUUUAGAUUUCUCUCAUCUAGAAAGCAGUUCAUGUUGACAUGUUGUUAGGUUGAAUCGAAAUUGGUUACUCGUGUUUUAGCUGUCCUUCAGCUAAGUAGUUUGAACAUGCUGUACCGAGCUGAUAGCAGAUGUCUGAAGAUCAAAGGUAAGGAGACGAGGCAAAAAUGGGGCCAAAUUAUUACUCUUCCAGAAGCUGAACUACAUGUUAUUGUAGACAGGGAUGUUUAUUCCCAAGUGAGAUACAGCUGCUGGAGAAAUUGCAGUUAGGAUCAUAUUUUCUUUCUUCUGUUGAGGAAUGGAUCCAGAAGAAACUGUACCACGGACAUGGAACCAGUGAGCUUUGUAUGCUUGAACGUAGACUCUGUGUAGCCAGCCCCUGUGCGCAAUGGCAGCAAACAUAUGGCUGUCAAGUCAUCGAUGGCUCCGGUUCAGUUCCUGUCUGUCGCACAUAGAACGUUUGCCUGAUGAUAAUGGACUACAGAAUAGUUCCUUUUUUAGUUACUGAUCUAUCAUUCUUGUUUGACCGUAUUGUUGGCAACUGAUUUUUAGUUCCUGGAGGCAGACACGAACUCCAUUGGGCAAGCCUUCAUCCAAUUGGGAGUUGAUUAGCCGUCCGUUCCCUAGCUGGUUGUUUCUAUCUUGAUCUGGCUGUGCGUCCACCUGUUUGGGCUGGCUGUAUUGAAUUGAAUGUUGUCUGACAUUGAAAUCUUCUCCACAAAAGUCAAACAGUUGACUUUGGUUUUUUUUCACGCGCUCCUUCUUUACUGGAACCGAAUAGUGAAAUAGAUAGUAGAUGUUUUGCUGACAUACCUGCACAACGCCUUUCAGAUGUAUUUCUUCCAAAUUUUAGUCAACCGUUCAUUUUAGUCAACAGAAUCUGCUGAAUCCUGAUUUGAAGGUCUGCUUAUUUCAGGGAUAAGGCAUACUUCGUUGACCUGUUUGUGAGAGCAUCAAACAUGCCGGCAAUCAAGAUGUACGAGAAGGUCGGUUCCUCUGCCUUGCACCACCAGAUGUCAGAAAUCCUUGUAUUAAAAGAAACAUACUCCUUGAUCUGAACUGGUUGGUUUCAGCUGGGAUACAUCAUCUAUCGACGUGUAUUGCGGUAUUAUUCCGGAGAAGAAGACGGGUUAGGUGAGUCUGUUCUGCCGCCGCCAAGAAAAGUCAACCGUGAGAAGAGAAUGCUUGUGCCGACCGCCCUGUUCUCACUGCGCUUGUCGUCGCUUUUCUUCAGAUAUGAGGAAGGCGCUGUCGCAGGAUAUCGACAGGAAAUCCGUCGUUCCUCUGAAGAGACCCGUCACGCCCGAUGAACUCGAGUACGAUUGA